AUGAGACAACUGCCGGCCAGCCUGUCCAGCAUACCCGAAGUUUUGCCCGAGCACUUUCGUGAGUGUAGAGCUAUGACCGUCUCAAAAGGUCCGGAGGUGGCUUUGCUGGAAAGGUCAGUCAAGGGCUUCGCCACAAACGGCAAGCCAGUGGAUGGUGUGCACGUGGACCGUGGCACAGCGCUACUUCAGGAGCAAUGGUCGAAGACAAUUUCGGCAGCAGGGUACGUGAUGAGCUCCCUGGCAAUGACGUCGUUGACGAAGUACGCUGCUUCUGCUUGGAAAUUUCCAGGUUCCAGCUUGCUGCUUUUGGUUGAAUGUUGGGCUACUGUCGGAGCUCUGUGUGCUUACCAAGGUGGAUACCAGCCUUGGAGCAGGCGAGUAUUGCGACAUCUCCCUUUGGCCACUCUUGCCAAGGCGCUCAACAUGUACUUAAGCUUCAUCGCGAUGCGGCGGACAAGCUUGCCUGUCUACAACAUUCUCAAGCGGUUGCAGCCAGUGUACGCUAUGAUCCAAGACAGGUACAUCCGUGGCACUUGUCCGAAUUCACUCGAAUGUUUGGGAGUUGUAUUGAUUUCUGCUGGCACUGUUGUUACCGGGCUCGGCGACUUAGAUUUUGAUUUGGUGGGAUACAUGCUUGCAUUGAUGGCAGCUGGAUGCCAAUCUCUAUACCUUGUGCUGGCUCGCAACGCGCAGGACAAAGCUGAACUGUCAUCUAUGGAUCUGGUGUUCUAUACAGCAUUCUACAAUUCUGUUUUGUUUGUUCCGUUGACUGUGCUUGAACUACCAAGCAUUGCGCUGUUUCUGCAAGGGCCGGGAGAGGUGUGGAAUCUUAUGGAGUUCCUUUUGCCCUACGUAUUGAUGGGGGCCGUGCUGAACUUCACGACAUUUUGGUGCACCGCGGAAAACUCGCCUCUUGCUACAGCGGUGGCAGGAACGUCGAAAGGCAUCCUGUCCACAGUCGUUGGUAUGCUGCUGUUUGGAGCUCACCUCACGGUGCUGGGUUGGAUAGGCUUGGCAGCCAGCACGAUGGGAGGCUUCGUGUAUUCCCUGGCACACUCCAGGAGUUCCAAGGAUUCCAAGCUGAAAUCCUCAAAGAGGACGUCGUAG
Molecule: messenger RNA, 1107 nt
Organism: Symbiodinium natans
Lineage: Eukaryota; Dinophyceae; Suessiales; Symbiodiniaceae
Source: the annotation of a GenBank genome assembly